AUGAAGAUCCACAUUGUUUCUCUCUUGCUUAUCUUGGGCACCGUUGGUGUUGUUGCAACCCCAGCCAACGUCUAUCGUCAUCCAUUAAUCGUUGAUCGGGAUGAGUCCCAUCAUACUACUUCUGCCUCGACUCAUACUUCUGUAACCACAAGCCAAAGUACAACGGAGCCUGUUCCUACCACGACGGAGACGCCUACUACCACGUCUGAUACCCCGCCAGGUACAACUACGACAACUAAGCCGGGUCCUACGAGUACAACUACGACAGAUACAGGUACAACCACUUCAGGUACCACAUCAAGUCCAGGUACAACUCCACCCGGCACAACCACCUGCAAAACAGAGACAACCAGCGGAUCUGCCACCACCACCUGCGAAACCCAGACUAGCACACCAACCGGAACCAACGGAACCAUAACAGAAACAAAGACCGUCUCGACCUGCCCAGGAACCACCAACCCAGGCCCCAUCACCACCACAACCAGUGUCCCCGGAUCCACCAUCGUGCCGCCAGACACCACUCUGUCUACGUCCACCAACACGGGAUCCGGAGGAUCACCCGAGCCCGAACCCACGGGUGAGGAUAAUCCCACUGUGCCUUUGGCGCAUGGGGCUGCCCCACGGAUUCAGGGCUCGAUGUGUGUUGUCUUAGGAGCUGUGACGGUGAUGAUGAUGUUGAUUUAA
Messenger RNA from Aspergillus tanneri, 684 nucleotides. RefSeq lists its product as uncharacterized. The coding region runs from base 1 to 684 and encodes 227 amino acids. The transcript has a single exon. The record is from RefSeq and is a predicted model, not a curated record. Lineage: Eukaryota; Fungi; Ascomycota; Eurotiomycetes; Eurotiales; Aspergillaceae.